Molecule: messenger RNA, 2811 nt
Organism: Nematocida major
Lineage: Eukaryota; Fungi; Microsporidia
Exons: 1
Coding region: 1-2811 (936 amino acids)
Source: RefSeq, a predicted model, not a curated record
AUGGCACAUACAUAUACACUGAAGGCUGCAAAAAGGGCGCGGCCCGCGCUGGCUGGGUGCCUGCGGCUGCUGCUGGCCCUGCACGCAGUUGUUCCCCUGUACGCAAGCAUGCCGCACAAAGACAUGCUGGAAAUACACACAGAGCCCAUAGGCGACUCCGAGUCAGACCAAGUUUUUAUCAACGAGAAGGGGCCGCUUAGCCCUGUCAGAGGAGAGGUGUUUUUAAACGAAGGAUAUGCGUUAAACAUGAGAUUUGUGUUCCCCGGAGUGGUUUCAAGAUACAGAGUGGACCUUUUUCGAGGCAGCCGCACUGGGCAGGACAGGUAUAAGUAUGUUAGAGACGCGAAGCACGACAAGCCCUGCACGGAUGGCAUAUGCCCGAAUAACCCCCAAAGCAACAAAGACCAGUACAAUGAGUACAUCGAGGAGUAUGCGUCUGUCAUUAUCAAAAUGUUUCCUUCUUUGGAUGGCGCGCAUCUCACGAUCACAGCAAGCCGAAACGACCAGUUCACGAACUUCCUGCAGAAUCAGUGCACGAAAGAGCAGGCCAGCUACACGCUGGCCGCGCUGCUUCUUCUGAGCGAGGGCGUGGACGUGAACAUUAGCGCGGAAAAAGGGCGGUUGGUGCUCUACAAAGACGCGCGCGCGAAGGAGGAGGUUUUCAACAUAAGCCGCAAAGACAAGCGCACGAAGACAAUGCAAAAGGAGACGGCCCAGAUAGUACGGUUUUUCAAGACGUACAAAAACAUGGUGGAGCUUCCGACCACUCCAGAAGGUUUUGCAACCGGCGAAUUUCUAAACAGCACGCAGUUUCUGAUCCAGGCGUACAUAUCCAAGUAUGUGCAGGGGAGAAAAAGCGUGCUGGAGCUUGCAGGGUGCGCGCACAGCUUGCUGGUUGGCAUGAUGCGCGAAGAGCCCGUGUCUCCCAACAGCGGGGACGCUGCAUCCGACGCGUUCAAAAGGCUUUUCACGCCCGCGGAGGACGGAAGCAAGGCCCUUGAGUACUUCAAGCCGCUCAACACGUUGAUGCAUGCUGUUGGCGUUGGGUCCAAGUUUCCGUUUGCAGAGAAAUGCUUGGUUCCAGAACCCAGGAGCGUGUAUGUGUACGACAGAAAGGCGAACGCGUUCACCAAAGAAACUUUUACCAACUGCUGCGAGGCCGGGCUUCUUGCGCUGGUCUGCUGUCUUGCAUACAACCCGAAAACCGACAAAUACGAUAUGGACGGGCUUCUAAAGGGCUGCCCCGAUCCGGCUGCGACGCAGGAUCUGAGAGAGUUCUUUGCGCGCAGCGCAAUUGCUCCUAACAGCAGCAUUACACUAGAUAUGCAGGCGGAAUGGACCAAAGUGGUGGCAGACCUUCCUUGCGACAAAAUAGCGUACAAUCACAGUAAAAAGAACGACAUUAAAACCGGGCUAGGAAACACCCUGUACGUUAUUGCACAGAUAACAGGCCGCAUGCAGGCCGAGGAGAAAGAGAUAGACCGCCUUUUGCGCCAAGUGACCCCCGACUCCCCAAUUAGCACAGAAGUGGGUCUGGCUAUUGAAAAGUAUCUUAACAAGUUUUUUGUUUCGCUUUCGGUGAACAAGAGGCUGAAAGUGCGUGUGCGGAAUGCUACAGGCUUCCGUCUGCGCAGAAACAAGGCCCUGUAUUUCCCAGAGGCCAGCGGGACGGUUUCUUUUGAGUAUCUGGAUGCCAAGGGAGAAGGAUUAAACUCUUUGGUUAUGAAAUUCAGUGUAGGCCACAUGCUGUGCUUUGCAAAGCCCGGCACUGGGCUGACACAAAAACACUACAAGGCGCUAAAGGAGGCAGCCGAAAAAUACAAAGCGGAUAGGACAUUUACCUCGUGCCUGCUUGCGCACUACAUCGAAAGGAAAGCGUUUUCAGAAGCACCGGGGAGAACGGAUGCAGAGAAAAACGAAAGGCUGUGGAGAGUGCUGACUGAAGCGGCUGAGUCCUGGCCCAGAAGCCUGAACAGGCUGUUCCUGUACGGGCCUACGCUUACUAAGCAUGAAAGGGAGCUAGCUGUGGCAUGUCUUGCUCUUUGCAUGAAGAAGCAGGGAAUCGAGUGCUCCAUGCAGCACCCCAUGGCCCGGCUCAUCCACAAUCUUGUUGGCACCACUCCAAAUCUAGGGGACCCCAAAAACUUCACUGUAACAAGCAGCCUUCUGUCUGCUGGAUUUUUUGACAUACUCUGCCCAAACAUUCAGCUGUCGAAAAAGAGACGGUCUGAGCUCUUCGAACUAUCUCUAAGCCACAUGGAAUCCUAUGCCCUUGAGCGCGGCCUCUCUGCCGACUGGUCAUUCCUUGUACUGGAUCAUCUAAGAAACUAUUACAAAGAGGACGGGCGCCAUUUGUUGUCUACGCGCAUUUUGGGGCCAGAAGGAGCAAUUAUAUACUUUGUGAGAGAAUUUCUUAAGCAGAAUACAGCAGAGCACGUCCGCUCGUUCUGUGCGAUUUUGUGCGAGGAGGCGCAAAGCUACAAAGCGCAUAUGAAAGGGAAGCUUCGGGGAAUCAAGCCCGAGUUUGACAAGCAGAUGGAGUCAUUGAGAAACACAUGGCUUCUUUGGUUCCUUAAGCAUGCCAUCUUGAAAGACCCGGGCCAAACCCAGCUUAUCCACGAGCUGUACAGUCUUGUUCCUUCAAAGCUGCAGCUGAGCCAUCCAAUUUCCUACUUCGGCAGGCUUUUCGAAAGGUACGAGCCCCGGGUGCUGGAGUGCUUUAUCAAUAAUUCGGAGACUCUUUUGAAGGCCGGCGGGCGGGAAAAGUUUGCUGUUUUGUGCGAAGCUUUCACGUCGGACUGCUGGUUUUAG